AGGUACAAUGAUGUCCUUGGCGGAGUCUUAUUAUGUUAUGACACAUUACGAGCACAACAAACUUCAGCACGCACUAUCAGUGACUCUCCCUUCGGCCAUUUCGACGUGGACGCGUCACUGCUACUGUUCGCCCCCAUCAUCGGUUCUGAAAUGGUGGGGAUUGUUCACAAAGUUUCCGAGGACCACGUGGGUAUCCUGGUGUUUGGAUCGUUCAAUGUGUCGAUUCCUAAAAACUUCAUACACAGUGAUCUGAUGUACGACAAAGACGAGUUCAAAUGGUACGAUCCGGCGGAUGACAGCGGAGCACGAUUCGAAGAAGGGAGCACUGUUCGCUUUGAAAUACAGAGCUGGGAAACAAAGAAUGACGUCUUCUAUAUAAUCGGCGCCCUACCAAGCGACAAGAAAAGAAUAGUGAUUGCCAACGCAGAAGCAGCCGAGGAAGAAGAAUCCGAGGCAGAAGACUUAGAGUUGGACAACAAGACAAUCGAGGACUUAGAAGCAACCGGUGUUGUGAGCAGUGCAGAAAGUGACGAAGAGACGAGAAACGCCAUCGUUCCUGUCAAGCAAGAACAGUUUGACGCGAGUAUUACGAAUGCGAAUGCGGAUGCGGGUACUGGAACAGUCGAGAAGGUUAGGAAAGUUAAGAAGGAGAAGAAAGACAAGAAAGACAAAAAGUCACGGAAAAGAAAAGUGAGCGAGGCUGAACCUGUGGGGGAAGCAGAGACAGCCGAAGUAAUUCAGGAAGCCCCUCAGGAACAGAAGAAAGUGAAGAAGGAGAAGAAAAUUAAGGAGGAAAAGAAAGAUAAGAAGUCUAAGAAGACUAAGAAAUCCAAGAAAUGAUUUAGCAAAUACUUAGUUAGUUAUUAGAGUGUAAAUAGAGGACCACAAGGCAAUGAACGUGCAUGAAUUAGUGGUGCUACCAUAACUUCUUUCGAAAAUGCUUGUUCUUAGUCAUGACCCUCUAAAGAAAAAUUAAAAAUAUUCCACAACGGACUAAAGUCCGGAGGACUUUGUCUUGGUUCAGUUUACGAUCAUCGUACACCGGCUAACAGGAAAUAUUGAAAAGUGUACCAUCUGGCGUGUGGGUGUGUGAGAAACUGGAAAUAAAUGAAGCUGGACAGGAGAGAACACUCUCAUCCUACAAUGCUAUAUCUUCAAGUGCA
Messenger RNA from Sphaeroforma arctica JP610, 1163 nucleotides. RefSeq lists its product as hypothetical. Gene Ontology annotation, cellular component: RNA polymerase I complex. Gene Ontology annotation, biological process: DNA-templated transcription initiation. Lineage: Eukaryota; Ichthyosporea; Ichthyophonida. The transcript is spliced from 5 exons. The annotation marks the transcript as partial. The record is from RefSeq and is a predicted model, not a curated record.